This is a messenger RNA of Rotaria sp. Silwood1, 906 nucleotides long. Lineage: Eukaryota; Metazoa; Rotifera; Eurotatoria; Philodinida; Philodinidae. The record is from the annotation of a GenBank genome assembly.
AUGGAACCUCAGAGUCAAGAUAUUGAUUCAACAACAAAUGAAUGGAAUAAAAGUUCAUGUAAUGAUCAUUCCAUACGACAUGAUCCAAAUGAAACACCAACGGUUAAUUCAACAAAUCCAAAUUAUCAUCCAGCACCAAUGACAAAUAAUUAUAGCUGGGAAAAAAAUAAUUCAACUAUUGAAACAAAUGUUGACAAGGCGAAAGGAGAAUUUAAAAAAGGUCAACAACAUGCAGAAGAUAUUAUUACAAAGUCAAAAAGACAUAUUCUACAACACUGGGAACAAACUCGUCAUUCAAUUAUUCAUUUACAAAAAAGAGUUAAAGAAAUGUUACCAAAAAAAGUUACUAAUCUCAUUUAUUGGCAAAAUCCAAUUGAAUCUGGCAUCGUUUUUGGCAUUUUAUUAUCUGUAAUAAUAACAUUUAUGUUUUUAUCGUCAUUGGCUGCAAUAUCAUUUUGGUUACUUGCAUUUCUUGUUAUUGUUGGUCUGUAUAAAUUAUAUAAUUAUGUCAUGGUAACAUUUGUUGGUCGAAUUCAAGAUGAUAUAUUUGAUUCAAGUUUUUCAUCUGAUAUGCAUAUUUCUGAUAAACAAGCACAAGCAUUGGCUAAUUACAUUCGUACAAAUGGAACAAGUGUAUUAAGACAAGCACGAAGUCUAUUCUUAUGGAAUAAUUUGACAAAUUCAAUUAUUUUUGGUCUUAUGCUUUUCGUCUUUUUCUAUAUUGGUUUAUCAAUGAAUGCACUUACAUUUGCACUUGUUGGUUUAAUUAUCUUGUUUACAAUACCAAAAAUUUAUCAAGUAUAUCAAGUACCAAUUGAUCGUACUGCUAAACAAGUUCUUAAUCAAAUAAAUCAACUUCUAGCCAAAGUAACAACAAAAUUACCAACAAAACCCAAGAAACCUUAA